AUGACAAAGAAAUCGGACAAAGGCAAGGGGCGUAAGGUGUCCGACGAAAUCAGUGCUUUGGGAUUUUUGACUGAGCUUGGUCCUGCCAAUGCUGGCUCUCACAUUUAUCCUAGCUUGAUCAGAAGUGGCGUAACGGACGUGACACCGGUGGUCCCAAGAGGUGCUCACAACGAAGGCCCUUCUCGAUACGACAGCAUAAUGCGGGAGCUCGGUCCACCGUCAGCAAACUCACACGUCUAUCCGCCGUCGCCAAUAGCCGAUCAGACGGCUUCCGCAAGUUGGUCCAAGGGGUAUUCGUGCCAUCACAUCCGCAGGAGAGAUGCGAACCGUAUAUGCGAGGGGUGCUCCGAUGCCUCAUCCACCGCCUCCUCCUCCGCCUCACAUCCUACACGUUCCCAGAUGAGGAGAUUCGGAGUGACCACCAAAUCCCAAGGAUGGAUACCAGACACGAGACGGGCUAUCCACCUCACUCAGCCAUGCACUUUCAAGAAGGAUACCCGAGCCAGAAUAGUCCGCCACAGCCUCACGCUGCAAGGGAACCACGCGGACGUUACCCACACCAAAAUGAGAACUACCCACCUCUUCCUCGUAAGAUCGAACAAUCAAGAAUACCCAUGGGAUUCCCGGGGAGACCGUAUGGUGAUACCCACGAAGGGAGAGUCGAACACUAUCCGUCGCAAGAAGAACUUCGACAUGGCGAGACGCCGCAACGGCCACAUCCUUAUCAGACAGGAGACCCCCAUGGAGGAAGAGUCGAACAGUAUCCAUCACAAGAAGAACCUCGACGGGGUGGGGCGCCGCAAUGGAAACAUCCUUAUCAGACAGGAGACACUAAUGGAGGGAGGGUCGAACACUAUCCGUCACAAGAAGAGCCUCGACGGGGCAGGACGUCGCAGCGGCCUCAUCCUUAUCAGACAGGAGACAACAAUUAUCCGACCGAGUACCAUGAAGGAGAUAAUAAUGGCAGGGCCGUUGAUUCUCGUUCACCCCAAGAGGACUUGCGUCAUGGGCUGCGAGAUCGUGGAGUUGUGCGUGGUCCCCACCAUACCCCUCCAGUCGCCGGUCGUCGCUCUCCGCUGCCGCAUCAGGGUGGUUCUAUACAAGCAAGAGGCUUUACAGUCCGACCGUCGCAAGAACAUCUACGUCCUCACGGAAUAUCACAGCCUUUUCAUCAUCAUCAUACAGGAGACGGUAGACACCCAGACGAGCAUCCCGAAGGCGGUUAUCCUGAGGAUUUCUUACCUCGUCCAUCUCAAGAAGACAGACGUCGCAAUGCGAUGCCCCAUCCGACAUAUUUUCCUCCCUCCGAUGGCGAGUUUUAUCCUCCGACCGGGCACCAAGACGGCAACAUACAAGGUGGGAUUGCAAGACCUCGUCCGUCACAUGAAGACCUGCAUGAUCGUAGAGUUAUGCAUCGCCCUCACCUUCCCACACCAGUCGACGGGCAUCGCUCUCCGCUUGGACAUCAGGGAGGCUCUAUACCAGCAGGGGGCUUUACAGUCCGGCCAUCGCAAGAAAAUCUACGUCCUCACGGCAUUUCACAGCCUUUUCAUCACCAUCAUACAGGAGACGGUAGACACCCAUACGAGCAUUCAGAUAGUGUUUAUCCUGAGGAUUUACAACCUCAUUCAUCCCCAGAAGACAGACGUCGAGAUGCAAUACCCCGUCCGCAAUAUUAUCCUCCCUCCGAUGGAGAGUUUAAUCCUCCGAUCGGGCAGCAAGGCGGCAACGUCGAAGAUGGGAUUGCAAGACUCCGCCCCUCACAUGAAGACCUGCAGGAUCGUGGAAUACAGCGUCCUCCUUUCCAGCCACCUCCUCAUGGCGAGUAUCGUUCUCCGCGCAGCCAACAGGGUGAUCGUGUCCAAGGAGACGCCUUUCGAAAUCAGCCGUCACAGGAACAUUGGCGCCCUCACGGAGCAUCACCGCAUCUGCAUCAACAGGCUGAAGACGUCCACUAUCCGAUCGAGCGUCACGAUGAUGGUGUUUAUGGCCGGGAUCUUCGACCUCGCCCUUCCCAGGUGCAACUUAGUUCUCAUGGGGUAUCGCAACCGCCUGUUUCUCAUCCGGAUGAACAUCAUUUCAUGGAGCGAGAAGGUGGUCCUGAGGUUGGCGCUUAUCGUCAGCAGAUGUCUCUUUCAGAUUAUCGAAUGCUGCUGA
Molecule: messenger RNA, 2157 nt
Organism: Tricharina praecox
Lineage: Eukaryota; Fungi; Ascomycota; Pezizomycetes; Pezizales; Pyronemataceae
Exons: 5
Coding region: 1-2157 (718 amino acids)
Source: RefSeq, a predicted model, not a curated record